Myiozetetes cayanensis is the source of this 682-nucleotide messenger RNA. Its product is annotated as actin-like protein 6B. The record is from RefSeq and is a predicted model, not a curated record. Gene Ontology annotation, molecular function: chromatin binding. Lineage: Eukaryota; Metazoa; Chordata; Aves; Passeriformes; Tyrannidae. Gene Ontology annotation, cellular component: NuA4 histone acetyltransferase complex; SWI/SNF complex. Gene Ontology annotation, biological process: regulation of transcription by RNA polymerase II; nervous system development.
CAAGAACGGCAUGAUCGAGGACUGGGAGUGUUUCCAGGCCAUCCUGGACCACACCUACGGCAAACACGUCAAGUCGGAGCCGGGGCUGCACCCCGUGCUCAUGUCCGAGGCCCCGUGGAACACGAGGGCCAAGAGGGAGAAGCUGACGGAGCUGAUGUUCGAGCACUACAACAUCCCCGCCUUCUUCCUCUGCAAGACGGCCGUGCUGACGGCCUUCGCCAGCAGGCAGCACUUGCAGGGCUGGGUGCUCGACUCGGGGGGACACACCCACACCACGGCCAUCCCCGUGCACGAUGGGUACAUCCUGCAGCAAGGUAUCGUGAAGUCUCCCCUGGCCGGGGAUUUCAUCUCCAUGCAGUGCCGGGAGCUCUUCCAGGAGCUCAACAUCGACAUCGUCCCCCCCUACAUGAUCGCUGCCAAGGAGCCGGUUCGCGAAGGGGCCCCCCCGAGCUGGAAGAAGAAGGAGAAGCUGCCCCAGGUGUCCAAAUCCUGGCACAACUUCACCUGCAACGAGGUGAUCCAGGACUUCCAGGCCUCGGUGCUCCAGGUGUCGGACUCGCCCUACGACGAGCAGGUGGCUGCCCAGAUGCCCACGGUCCACUACGAGAUGCACGGGUACAACACCGACUACGGGGCCGAGCGGCUCCGCAUCCCCGAGGGUCUUCGACCCUCCAACGUCAAG